UCACAUAUUACAGGUGUCAAUAUGAUACUCUCAACAUGGCGUUGACACAGACGUAAGAUGAGGACAUUCAUGUUGCAUUUAAUGUUGUYUGUGGCUUAUUCUGGCUACAGUCAGGUGCUAUGAGAAACCAGACAAAAUCUCCAACGAAAAACGUUUGCAACACAAGGAACCUGAUCAACAAUUAGUUCAAAUAUAAUAUUAUUCAUGUGCUAGUUUAUGACAGUACAGUUCUAUCGUGGAUUAUUAUCAACCAAAUAUGAACAUGACAAAACAAGCAAGAUUUCCAACAGCACUUGAACGCAAUGGAGAAAGUCUGUUUCCCACUUUUCCCUGAAUCUCACGUCUGUCUUUGUGUUUCUGCUGUGACCGAACAGGCCACUGUCUCCUGCACUGCGUUGUACAUGUUUUACGGGUCGUCGUCUCAACUUUCUCAGCUCUUUUCAUGGUUCGCGCUUCACCUCAGAUAGCUGCCCUAGCCAGCAGACGGCAGCCUGGGAGCUAACACCCACAGCUCAGAGGAAGUACACAAGUCCAUGUUUCUUCCUGCACCUCCGCGAACAGAGCCAGCUCAACAUGGUGAGAGUUAUGGAGUACCUCCGUUACCUCCAAGACCCUCACCUUGUCGCCCGCUUUCAGCUUAUUUGCGGGAUACGGGGCACUCUUUCAGAACCUGUUCCUGCCGAUAGUUCAACCUCUGACAGCUGCAGGUCAGUAAAUAAGGCUCGUUCUCGCAACAACGGGGCUCUCCAUCAUCACACAGCCGGGGAAACAGGAGAUGAACAGUUGACCAGUAUGGGAGUUCAGAGGAGGAUCUCAGAUGUGACUGACCCUAGAAAACUCAAGCAUGACAUGGAAGACGCUCCCCCGAACGGGGCUGCUCUGUCCCCAGGCGGAGAAAGUGUCGCUGUGCGGGGCAGCACUCUUAAACCCCUCCGCAGAAAUUCUCUGACGGGCGAAGCGGGGCAGGAGUUUGUCAUCGAGAACCGCUUCUUGUUUUACUUGUUCACCUUCGGGACAGAGUUGGGAAACGAAUUGUUUUACAUCAUCUUCUUCCCCUUCAUCAUGUGGAAUGUGGACGCUUUCGUCAGCAGACGGUUGAUCAUGGUGUGGGUCUGGGUCAUGUACGUGGGACAGUGCACGAAGGAUGUGAUCGGCUGGCCCCGACCCGCUUCCCCACCUGUGGUCAAAGUGGAAAUGUUUUACAACUCUGAGUACAGCAUGCCGUCCACCCACGCCAUGUCAGGGACAGCCAUCCCGUUCUCCCUGUUCUUCAUGACCCAUGGCCGCUGGGAGUACCCUUACACCCUGGGCUUCAGCUUGGCCCUCUGUUGGUGUCUGUUGGUCUGUUCCAGCCGGAUCUACAUGGGGAUGCACUCAGUUCUGGACGUCAUCGYUGGCAUCCUGUACAGCAUCCUCAUCCUCUUCUUCUUUCUCCCUGCAUUGGACAUGAUUGACAGCUUCAACCUGAGCUCCCGCUACGCUCCGCUGGUCAUCGUUUCCAUACCCCUGGCCCUGGCCCUCUUCUCAUUCACCCUGGACACCUGGAGCACUUCUCGAGGUGACACGGCUCAGAUCCUGGGUGUGGGUGCUGGCGUGGCCCUGGCGUCUCAUGUAAACCAGCUCCUAGGUUUGAUGCCAGACCUGACGGCGGAUCAGCUCCCUCUCCUGGUGCCUACUGUAAGUGGCGGCCUGGUGUGUGGCGCUAUGCUGCGGUUGGUUCUGGGAGUGAUAGUCCUUGUGGCGAUACGGGCCUUGAUGAAGGCCAUCACCAUCCCACUGGUGUGCUGGCUGUUCAGGGUGCCCAGCUCAGACUUGAGGAAGGCCCGGCAGCAUGUGGAGGUAGAACUCCCGUACCGCUACAUUGUUUAUGGGACCAUGGGCUUUAGUGUGCUCUUCCUGGUUCCACUGCUCUUCAAGUACAUGGAAAACUCAUGAAUGGAUGUAGCUUCAGUGCACGGUCAGUCUCCAGGCAGGAAUUGGAGAGCCAGCAUUUCAAUACUGUUUUUACAUCUCCAACCAGACUUUUUCCUCUUCCACAGGAAGUUAGGGCCACAACUGACUGAGAUGCAUUAAAGCCUUAACACUGAACUCCUUCCUCUCUUUCUUAACCUUUCUGCUGUUUUUUCCAACAGACUCAGGUAAGCUCUGGAGCAGGAGGAGGGCGAGGGAGAAUUUCCUUUAAGUGGCACUCUUUUAAAAGAUGAACCUGUGGAAAGACAAACCUAUCUAUGUUGGUGUGUUUUUUUACACUAACCACACCGAUGCCUUUUUAAAGACAUAGUUCAAGAAUUUUAAUGAGAGGUUUUGCUAAAAGGUUAUAAGCAGGUAAUAUCUAACCUGCAGCAGAUUGCCUCUGAUUAGGCCUGUACCUGGUGCUUUCAUAGUCAUAUUGACCAUUCAAAGUGCUUCAACAUUACAGUCACAGUCUCCUUGCAGCACGUCCGCAUGAACACACCCAACACUGGAUCAGUAGGUAACUUGGRGUGAAGUGCUUCCUCCUAGGGGCCAGUUGGGGGAAUUGUCUUCAAAUACAAGUAUACAGUCCAAACUUAGGCACUAUGAUUAGACCAAAUGCAGACUACGCAGCUUAGCCACAUUUAUUUUAACACCUUGUAUAAUCAAGUAAAACUGCAUUCGGCAUUCUCACUUCUUAAGAUUGUGUUUCUCUUUAUUAUUAUUUUUCAAUGUUCCAUACMUUUUUCUGCACUCAAGUAAUUCUGCACUUAACUAAUUCUGCCAUUGUUUAUAUAUGAAUUUCAACAAUUCAUAUAUCAAAUCGUUCUGCUUCUUCUGGAGCAUUGUACUAUGACUUCUGGUAAAUUCAACUAUUAUACUUUUUGAAAUACAAUUACAAAUUUUUGCAGAUUUCAACCCCAUUGAAAUGCAUUGAAAUUCUUCAGAAUUCCACAAAAUUCAGCAACAACUUUUGCUCUUUUAUGGUUCACAACUUCUGUCUACUUCAACUUCAAAGCUCCAUUCAACUUUUAAGCAAGACACAAUAUGUUAAGAAAUCUUCAGAUGAUACCGCUUAUGCUUUUUCUAAAAUUCCAAUUUAAGUUUUAUACAGAUUUUUGGCCAUUGACAGAACUUGGCCAAAUGGGGAAAUUUUUCUGCCAUAAUCCAAGAGCACACAUGUGCUCUUGGAUUCUGAAAGCAAGAUUUAAUUUCUUUUGUUCUCAAAACUUGUAACACUUUUGCUUACAUUUUCAUUUUGAAAGCAGGACUUCAUGCCUUUCUUAAAACUUGUAAUGAUUGUACUCAAAGCUUCUCCUCACGCUCACACUUAGUCUCUGCUCUGAGCAAAUCUUUGCUUGUAAAACUCUCGCUCGCUUGGAAGAAUUUUCCUGCCAUAAUUUAAGAGCACAYAUAUUCAGGCUGAAAACARGUUAUCAUGUCUUUUGUUCUCAAAAYUUUUAAUACUUUUGCUUACAUUUUCAAUUUGAAAGCAGGACUUCAUGUCUUUCUUCUCAAAAUGUGUAACUCAUACUCAAAAUAAGAGUGACAGCUCUUAUACUCCUUGCACUCACACUUAGUAUCUGCUCUGACUCUCAACUCACUUACGAAACAUGAAACUGCCUUUUGGCACAGUCGCCUAGCAACCUCUCAACCAGUAGAAUAAAAGUGUUGUACUGGGUGUGUUUGUUUUCUUCUAGCAGGUGUGCCUGUGUGGCUACUAUCGAUUAUAGCAACCUGCGCCMCCCACGGGAUGUAGGGAGAAACAACAACGUCAGCUUUGUGCUCCGUGUUGCACUAAACAUCCGCCAGCAGUGUGCUACUGAUCGCUAACAGCUACUGAUCUUCAGCAGGAUUUUGUUCACCCAACCAAAAACAACAUAGUCAUGACAUGAUAUCUAUCAUGYGUAUCUAUCUUUACACCACUGUAUCCAACGCUUUGCAUUGCACUUGGUGAUGUUUGGCUUGGAUGCAGCUGGUUACCAUGGAAAUCCAUUACAUGAAGCUCUCUGUGYACUGUUCUUGGGCUAAUCUGAAGGCCACAUGAGGUUUGGAGGUCUGUAGUGACUGACUGCAGAAAGUUCGUGACCUCUUCGCUCUAUGUGCUUCAGCAUCUGCUGRUCCCACUCCGUCAGUUUUCUUGGCCUACCACUUGGUGGCUGAGUUGCUGUCAUUCCCAAACACUUCCAUUUUCUUAUAAUACAGCUGACAGUUGACUGAGGAAUAUUUAGGAGCGAGAAAAUUUCUUGACUAGAUUUGUUGCAUAGGUGGCAUCCUAUCACAGUUCCACACUGGAAUUCACUGAGGUCCUGAGAGYGAACCAUUCUGUUUGUAAAAACAGUCUGCAUGCCUAGGUGAUUCAUUUAUACACCUGUGGCCAUGGAAGUGACCAUGACUCCCAUAAUUUGGAUGGUUGAGCAAAUACUUUUGGCAAUAUAGUGUAUGUACUGCAGGGAUUGUGAGUUUGAUUGCAGACCAUGUYGGUUUUUGAUUGGUUUGUUUAGAUUGUGCUUCACAAUARCCUAACCAAACAAAAACCAACGUGCUGGGUUGUUUUUAUAAAAAACCAGAGCAUGUGAAGUAYAAUCCAAACAGAUUUACACUAUAUUUAGACUCCUGAUAAUGCCAUAAAAACAGUGAAAGUUUGCUUGUUCUUUAGAACUACUUUAUGAAAAUAUAACCCUAGUUUUACCUAACAUAUCUUGUGAAACUGUCACAUGUUUUAGCACAUCUUCAACCAUAAAAUGUUAAGGUUAUAACUUUCUCAUCACAAUCAUUUUUAAAAGCCCAGAUUAGUUUUGCAGGAGGCUGAGGCUAAUGAACAGUCUAAAGGGUACAUACCGUAAGUUUAAUCAGUCUCUGUUUAAAUAACCAUUCAAAUUAUUGUUAACAUAAAUUGCUUUGUUAGUUUUUAGAUGGUAGAAUUCUGCUUGACUAGCWUUUAGCUUCAUCCUCUGGGUCCAGCUACUGUAGAUUUGGUGUUCAUUUGGUAUUAACUAAAUGAACACCAAUAAAAUCUUCUACCACAGGUAAUGGUAACUGGCUGACAUUAAAAAUAACAGAACCUCACAUUAAAAAUACUGAACUGUCCCUUUAAUACCCCCCCACCCCCAACUCUGUAAAGCUAAAUUAUCCCCGAAGAUUAUUUUAUAAAGAUGUUAAAAUUUCAGUUUUAGUAUUUCUUUAAAUGAAACAAGGGCACUGUUAGAAAACUUCAUGAAUUUCACAUGCAAUAAAAUCUAAUUGAAAGAUAAAAAAAAUAAAAGAUUUAAAAAGAAAUGAGGCAAUGACUUUCUCAGACAGGAGAAGCUAAAACUAUUUUGUUAACCCACUGAAUGUUCAGAUGUGGUUCUUUAUUCCAAAGAGUUUCCUUUAACUCCUUCUAUUCCUUUGACUGAAAACGUUCAUGAUUGUUUAAGACCCAACACUGUUUGUGUAGUGUGUAUCGGUGUGUUUAAAGAUGGUGAUCUUGUAUAUCUUACAGAACCUCACAUUAAAAAUGCUGGUAUAUAUGAAACUGAUAUAUUUAAGGUUUCCUUUAAUUGCACAUGUGCAGUGGAAUCCACCGUACAAACUACUGAAGGGCUUUUCCUAUUGUUUUGGCUUUUAUAGACAACAACCUUCCAGUUUGUCACUCUGGGGUAAAUUGUUGCUGUUCCUCCAACACAGUGAAAUGUUUCUCCUGAGCAGUUCACUCCUUCACCAAGUCUUCCCUCACUUCUUUCUUGUGCAUAACCACUUUGUCCCUUUCUUUUUCUACUACAUCUCCUUAAACUGAUUAUUUUCUAACUAAGUACUUUACAUUUUCACAUCAGUUUAUUUAACUUUAACACUUCUCCUGAAUUUAAAUUCGGUUAUGUGUAUAAUUCAACUGAACACGCUCACGAGCCGCCAGGUUUUCUGAAGAGAAAAUAAAUUUUAGAUUUCAUAUUUUACAGAUAUACAGAAAACUGACAAAUAUGUAAAAAGAUUUAGUCGUUGAAAGUUUGACUAAAACCAAAAUGAAUACAGCAAACUAAAUUCUACCUAAAAAAAAUAAUUACGUCUUUCUGAUAGAUCACCUGUAUUUGAGUAAUAUAAACUAAUUUGUAUGACGGUUAAAGUGACCAAUUUAGCAGAURGGAUACGUUCUUUGACACAUUGCUCUUUUUGUACCUCAAAAGCAGGUCUGAACGGCACAGAAGUGCAAUAGUAUGAAAUGGCGAAGGGGUGAGCUGAGCAGCUCUGGAACAUGUCUCCGUUUUUUAUUUUGAUGAUUGCUUUUUGCUUUUUCCUGUUAGUGUGAACCCUCGUGUCCUGUUUAGAUCAUUUGUGAUGAAAUACAUAUUCUACUUGUAUUGAAGAUUGGUUCUGCCAUAGCUUGAAUAUAAACUUAUAUUUCAAAUAUGAAGAGGGACAUUUGUACGAAAAUAUUGCUUUAUAUAAGUCUGUUGAUGGGACUGCAACCCAAAAGAGUGAAAUUUUUGUAUGGCCACAGUCAAUUCAAYGUGAAAAUAUAAUCUAUGCAUACAGGACUGGAGUAUGUCACACUGCAAGCUCCAUUUAUCAGUCCAUCAAUAAAUGGAAACCAAGUUCCAGAAGUUCAUCUUCCUGUUAGUGUCAGACACUAAGAUAAUGGAGAGAAAGAAGAGGAGACAGCAACUCAUAGCUGAAAAAGGAGGACAAAAACUAGAAAGGGUAUCUUGCAACAUUUUCAUUUUCCCAGGUAAUAUCAGACUGAUAUCUGCCAAAGGUCUUCUUUGGUUGAGAAACAACAGAAUUGGUGUAUUUGUCACACUGAACAACCACUAAUAUUGGCUUUUGCAACCUGACUUUUCUUCUAAUGUCAUUUAUUAGAAAGUUUGUUGAAAAAGGCACACAUGGUAUAAACCUGACUUUAAUAAACAAACAGUUUCUCUGAGCUACAUUUAGCUAAUGGGUUGUCUGCCGGUUGGCUAACUGCUAACUGGCUACCUGCUGGAGCAGAUAGCUGGGCUAGUUAUCCCCCUGAUUCAGGUUGGGGUAUUCUGUGAAGAGCAGAACAGCAAAAAGGUYGAAUAUUCUGGACAAAAUGAAUGUAAAACAUAAAAAAAAACAACAACAAAAAAAAAACUUAUAGACGACAUUGUUCUAACUUUAAUAAUUAGUGUUAUUUUAGCAGCAGAAGGAAUAUUUGUUGGGUGUGUGUGGAUUGCAAGCAAUCAGUCAACAAUCAAUAUCUGCAAGCAGUCAUUAUUUAAUUAUAAAGUGAUUGUACACAAUGUCCUUUCAUAAGAAGAGCAGCAAUUGACCACUUAAGUGUUAAUUAUGUGUUUCCGUGUUCCAAAGGUUACAUACAUGUUUUUAUAUAAAUCUGUAACAUUUCAGAAAGUGUCCUACAAUCAAUUGCUCAUUGUCUUUGCUUAUAGUAGAUUAUAUUUUUUAAUGAAAUUAUUUAGUUAUGAAGGCAGAACCCAAAACAUUUCUGAGAUAUACUGAGUAGACUAUCAUACAGAAAGUUUUUAAUAAUCUAUUUCCUGAAUUUUUAAAUCUUUUUAGAAUAUUUAAUCUUUUAUUCUGCUUUGCACUGUUUAAUUUGUUUUUAAAUCGGGAAAACAUUCCUGUCAUUGAAUGGCAUUUUGGGGUUUCCAUUUAUGAGGCUCCCAGAUAAACAUGUCAUGGGUUGAUUUUAUUGUUUUUUUUUUUCAAUAAAAUAAAAAAAUAAUAUAUAUA
Messenger RNA from Poecilia reticulata (guppy), 7644 nucleotides. Its product is annotated as sphingosine-1-phosphate phosphatase 1-like. Gene Ontology annotation, biological process: sphingosine metabolic process. The record is from RefSeq and is a predicted model, not a curated record. Gene Ontology annotation, cellular component: endoplasmic reticulum membrane. Gene Ontology annotation, molecular function: sphingosine-1-phosphate phosphatase activity. NCBI's taxonomy places the organism in Eukaryota, Metazoa, Chordata, Actinopteri, Cyprinodontiformes, Poeciliidae.